This is a messenger RNA of Papilio machaon (common yellow swallowtail), 2511 nucleotides long. It is a transcript of the gene BBS9, whose product is annotated as protein PTHB1. The record is from RefSeq and is a predicted model, not a curated record. Gene Ontology annotation, cellular component: membrane; BBSome. The coding region runs from base 1 to 2511 and encodes 836 amino acids. Gene Ontology annotation, biological process: cilium assembly. Lineage: Eukaryota; Metazoa; Arthropoda; Insecta; Lepidoptera; Papilionidae. The transcript is spliced from 11 exons.
AUGUCUUUAUUCAAAGUUAAACAGUGGUGGUCGAACACAACUAAAAAUACGGAUAACAAUGAACAUUGCUUCAGUUGUAUGAAAGUUGAUAAAUUCAAUUCGCACAAUGACAGCGAUUGUAUUCUAUUAGGCGAAGGCACAUUGUUGAAAUUGUUUAAACCUAGUUUAGACCAAGAUGGUUUACUUCUAGAGAUUGAAUUAUCGGAUAUUAUUCUACAAAUUGAAACUGGAAAAUUUAUAGGAAUAUCUGGAGAUCGUGAAAUAAUAGUACUACAUCCGCAAAGCUAUGUAAUAUACGAACUUCAUAGAAAAGAAGGCUUAACAGACGCAGGUGAACAGAACCGUAUAACAGCCGUUAUAAAACAUGCGUUCAAGAGACUAGCAUAUAACAUGACUGUGGGACCUUUCGGUAGUUCUAAAGCUAGAGAUCUUAUUUGCGUACAAUCACUAGAUGGUACUUUGAGUUUCUUCGACCAAGAUACUUUUCUCUUCAUGUGUAUUUUCAAUGACAUUUUGAUACCCGGGCCAGUGGCUUACGUCAUGAGUAGCGAUAUGUUUGUAAUUUGUAAAUCAACUUGGGCAUUGGAAAUUUACAGUUAUCAGCAACUUCGUGAAUCAAGCGAGUUGAGUUUGCGACAAAACAAAACAAAUAUUCCUCAAUGGACAUACAAUGCUGGCGAAGAAAUAUCCGCUGUUCAAGUAAUUCGGACGAGUAGUAAUUUUUCAAGCAUCAUUGCGCUGGGCGAAAGACAUCUCUACUGUUUCCAGGAUAACGGCUUGAUGAAGGCUCUUAUAAGAUUUGAUUAUACGCCAAUAUGUUUUCACUCUUAUUUAAUUGGCUGGUACUAUGAACCUGGAGCACGUCUUCUAGUAAUGGUUGCAUCAGACGAUUCCAAGCUAUACGUCUACGAGGGAACUAAAUUACUAUGGGCAUGUGAUCUUAUGAUGAAAGCAGUGUCAUUAUCCAGAUGUUUUAUUAACUCUCUACCAGGUGGCGUGGUCACUCUAUAUCUCGAUGGAAAGAUAUCUGUUAAUUAUUUAGGUACUGAGCCGGAUUUAAAUCCUAGUGUUAACAUUGUCAAUGAAAUUGUAAGUCCAGUAGAAGUUCAAAGGGAACUGGAAUCGGUGGAGGAAGCGCUCAAAUUAAUUAUCUCUGACGAUAAAGAAAGCAUUUCAGAAUUACCUUUUAUAGAAAAGACUAUAAGCAUAAAGACGACAAUUGGUAAACCAAUCGAAAAUUAUAACGAAGAUGACAUACUUGAGAACGAUAAAAAUGUACAAUCAAUGAAAUGCCCUUUAAUUAUUACGAUAAUUUGUAAAGAGCCUAAAUUAAUUCAGAAUAUACAGAUUACAUACAUUUGUAGCUCUCCAUUCAUACAUUCUGACAAUAGUAAAUAUAUUGAUGACGUCAAUGUUACACAGAUAAUAGAAACUGACAUUUUAAUGUCAAACGAUUAUGACGUUUCAAAUACCAACAUAAAAAUAUUAUUUACUAUAAUUGAACAUACAGGAAAAAUAGUAAUACUUAACAGAAGUAUUAUGUUACCUCUGAAUCUUUAUUGCUCUGUAGGAGAAAAGAAUUUAGAGAAUCAAAUUAAAUUAAACGUUCAUGUAAAUGAAACAUGUUUGGAUUUAACAAAUAUAUUUACAGAUUUUACAAAAGAAGAAUUAAGUAAUUUUGAAGCUCCCGUUAACAACAUAACAUUUAAAUAUAAAACGACAAAUAAAACUGUUACUAUUUAUGCAAACGAACAAGAAUAUAUAAUAGAAUCGGAUGAUUAUCCCGAGAUAUCAUCUGUAUUGGAUCAUCUUUUAAAUAAACUAAACGAAUAUUAUAUUCAAACAAAUAUCGGAGUGCAUAUAACAGUAAGGCCUAGUAAAGAAUUCAUCAUUCAAAUGAUACAUAGGUUCUUGAAAAGUAUUGAAACUCACGCGAAAGAAAGGAUAAAAUUGAAGAAAUUACAGGAUGAGUUGAAUAUUUUGCAACGCCAGUUUACUGCAGUUCAAAAAAGGUUGCUCGUACAAUACGGUUCCUUGCCUCCAGCCGAUUGCGACCCUCUAGAGUUUCUUAUGAAGGACACGCACCAGCGUAUAAUAAAUAUUGUCCAUGAAAUUAUUCAUAACAGGAAUGUUGUGUGCAGAGCUGGCAACACUCUUGCUGCUAUUGGACGUUUGAUCAUUUCCAUAUUAAGAAAUACUUCAACUGAUACGUUAAAAGUUGUCCUUAUUGAAGAAAUGCUGUCACUGGAUUUAUUGCAUGAUGAUUGCCAAGAAUGGGAAGAAGCGGUGACUAAAGUCUCUUCUUUUGUAACAAACAAAUUAUUCAAGAAUUCGGAAAAAGACAAAGAAAAGUUAGCCCCGGUCACUGAACAAGAAACUCUGUCUCACAUCAACUUGAAGAGAUUUCUAAGGAAAUUAAAAAUAAUUCUGGAAAAAGUAUUCGAUGAAAUAAAGGAAGACAGUACACGAGAAAAUGUAGUGCGAACAGAAGAAUUAGUUGAAAUAAUAUAA